Brachypodium distachyon (stiff brome) is the source of this 1268-nucleotide messenger RNA. Its product is annotated as maturase K. NCBI's taxonomy places the organism in Eukaryota, Viridiplantae, Streptophyta, Magnoliopsida, Poales, Poaceae. Gene Ontology annotation, biological process: mRNA processing. The transcript has a single exon. The record is from RefSeq and is a predicted model, not a curated record. Gene Ontology annotation, cellular component: chloroplast.
AAAUCUUGGUUCAACUCCUUCAAUACCAUAUCCAAGAUGUUCCAUCUUUGCAUUUAUUGCGAUUCUUUCUCAACUACAAUUCGAAUUGGAAUAGUUUUAUUACUUCAAUCAAAUCUUUUUUUCUUUUAAAAAAAGAAAAUAAAAGACUAUUUCGAUUCCUAUAUAACUCUUAUGUAUCAGAAUAUGAGUUUUUUUUGUUGUUUCUUCGUAAACAAUCUUCUUGCUUACCAUUAGCAUCUUCUGGAGGAUUUUUGGAACGAAUCCACUUUUCUAGGAAGAUGGAACAUUUUGGGAUAAUGGACCCUGGUUUUUUUCGGAAAACCUUAUGGUUCUUUAUGGAUCCUCUUAUGCAUUAUGUUCGAUAUCAAGGAAAGGCAAUUCUUGCAUCAAAAGGAACUCUUUUUUUGAAAAAGAAAUGGAAAUGGUACCUUGUCAAUUUCUGCCAAUAUUCUUUUUCUUUUUGGACUCAACCGCGAAGGAUCCAUCUAAACCAAUUGGCAAACUCUUGCUUCGAUUUUUUGGGGUACCUUUCAAGUGUACCAAAAGGUCCUUUGUUAGUAAGGAAUCAAAUGCUGGAGAAUUCUUUUCUAAUAGAUACUCGAAUGAUAAAAUUCGAUACCAUAGUCCCCGCUACUCUCCUCAUAGGAUCUUUAUCAAAAGCUCAAUUUUGUACUAGAUCGGGGCAUCCUAUUAGUAAACCCAUUUGGACAGAGUUAUCUGAUUGGGAUAUUCUUGAUCGAUUUGGUCAGAUAUGUAAAAAUCUUUUUCAUUAUCAUAGUGGAUCUUCCAAAAAACGGACUUUGUAUCGACUAAAGUAUAUACUUUGACUUUCAUGCGCUAGAACUUUAGCUCGUAAACAUAAAAGCACGGUACAAACUUUUAUGCAACGAUUGGGCUCGGUAUUUUUAGAAGAAUUUUUUACGGAAGAAGACCAAGUUUUUUCUUUGAUGUUCACCAAAACAACCCUUUUUUUAUUUCCGUGGAUCGCAUAGUGAGCGUAUUUGGUAUUUGGAUAUUAUCCGUAUCAACGGCCUGGUGAAUCCUCGUAAUUAAUUAUUAGACAAAACUAAUAAACAGGAAAGGGUCGAUGAAUGAUCAAGAUAAAACUUUCAUAUUUUUGCAUUCUGAAAUGUUCUUCAUAAUUUUAGUAUAACUCUUUGUAAUAGAAAUGAGCCAUUUCCACAUAGGGAAAGUCGUGUGCAAUGAAAAAUGCAAGCACGGUUUGGGGAGGGAUUUUUCUCUAUUGUAACAAGGAAGAAUUAUCUAGU